Messenger RNA from Racocetra fulgida, 171 nucleotides. NCBI's taxonomy places the organism in Eukaryota, Fungi, Glomeromycota, Glomeromycetes, Diversisporales, Gigasporaceae. The record is from the annotation of a GenBank genome assembly.
UUUCUGAUAACCCAAAAGCCACGGCUGGUGCAUUAACUGUGAGCGGCCUUGUUCUAGGUCCACUUGCGUUUGUUGGUUUGGUAAGUGCGGUUGGAUUCGGUUCAGGUGGUAUAGCAGCUGGAUCAAUUGCAGCAUGGAUGAUGUCAUUGCAAGGUGGUGCUACCGCUGCGG